UGACAGCGGGCCCGCGAUUCUGUCAGCAAAAAUAACGCGUGUCGAAAUCCAAAAAAAUCGAGCUCCGGCACUCGCCUUCGGUGUGGAACUUAUUGAUUUUUCCCUUUUUGCGCUUUGCACUAUAGUCGUUGCAGCGAUUCUUGUUCGCAGUUGUGAAUAAGAUUUACCUUCUCGCACCGUAACAAGAGACUAUUAAUAAAAGCGCAAAAUGGCUGCUGCAGCAAUGGCACAUGAGAAAGUGUGGCAGGACAAAUCCACGAUGAACGCAGCUGAGAAGACGUACUACGAGUACAUGGCGAAGCUUUCCGUUGCGGGGAAAAUGGAGUCGCAGGAUGGAGUGCCGGCGACUGGGCCGAAAAUAGAACAGCCAAAAAAAGGAAACGCUGCCGCUGCUCAACAACAAUCGGCAGCGUCACAGCAGCGACAGCAACAGCAGCAGCAGCAAGGGCAGGCAAGAAAGAUGGACGACGCAUCAGUCGAAUCUUCGUCACCACCAUCGCCACCGGCUGCCGAUGCUGCGAAGGCCAAGAAGGACAAAAAGAAGAGAAACAAGGGCAAGAAAGAUAGUACACCGACUGAUACUGAGUCUUCCGAAAAGUCACCGGUCGUGGCUGCCGAUGCACCAGCACCAAAAGCACAGCCACCCGCUGUCGCCGAGCAAGCCGAGCCACCGAAAGAAUCGGGAAAGAAAAAGUCGAAAAAGUCCAAGAAACCCAAGGGACAGGAAGAUGCAUCGGCGGACAACGAUAGCAACAAGUAUCAAGAGCAACAGAACGCCAAAAAUCUGAAGGAGAAGGAAAACCUGGCACACAAGCUGUGCGAUAACAUAACGGAGGAGCUGAACAAGAUCAACUCCGUUCCAUCUCAGUGCACGUUGGCUUCGGAAAUUUCGAAAGCCAGGCAACACAUCAAGAAUUCCCUCGAACGGAUGGAUGGUAUUGCCGCAUUGGCAGCUAGCCCCGGAGCCGAGUUGCUGGAUCGUUUGUCCUCGGUGGAGAAGGAAAACGAGAAGCUACGCUCGAUUAUUGACGGACUGAACAAUCUGGUCAUCGAUCUGCACGAGCGCGUCAGAACGCUUGAAUCGGGCAAACCGGCUGCUGCCAAACCAGCCGCUGCCGCCGCCCCGAAACCUGCCGCCCCCGCCAAGAAGGUUGAAGCGGAAGACGACGACGACGAUGAUGUGGAUCUGUUCGGUUCGGAGGAUGAGGAUGAGGAUAAGGCGGCGGCCGAGCUGCGCGAAAAGCGUCUGGCCGAGUACGCGGCGAAAAAGUCGAAGAAACCGGCCCUGAUUGCGAAAUCGAACGUUAUCCUCGACAUCAAGCCGUGGGACGACGAGACCGACAUGAAGGUGAUGGAACAGGAGGUGCGCAAAAUCAGCGCCGAUGGGCUGCUGCUCGGUGCGGCCAAGCUGGUCCCGUUGGCGUACGGCAUCCACAAGCUGCAGAUGUCGUGCGUGAUUGAGGACGACAAGAUUUCCGUCGACUGGCUGCAGGAGGAGAUCGAGAAGAUUGAGGAUUACGUGCAGAGCGUGGAUAUCGCUGCAUUCAAUAAGAUUUAAAGUGUGUGAGAAAAACUGUUUGCGAGCGUGGCCGGCAAUAUUUGGAGAGAUCAUCCCGUAACAUAUUUUUAAUCGAUUUUACUACAUAAAAUAACUCAAGACAGUAGAUGAGGCGGGAAGAACGUUAAGAGCAUGAGAAGAACGCUGGUCGGCACCUCCUUUCUAUCCUAGUGACGGUUGCUUCUUUCAAAUUGAAAGUACAUUAAUGGAAUUAUUAUAUCUUAUUGCAUCUGUGUAAAUCCGGGUUUGAUCAAGUAAACACACAUUUUCCACAUCUAAA
Anopheles stephensi (Asian malaria mosquito) is the source of this 1838-nucleotide messenger RNA. RefSeq names its product probable elongation factor 1-delta. Gene Ontology annotation, cellular component: cytosol; eukaryotic translation elongation factor 1 complex. The transcript is spliced from 5 exons. NCBI's taxonomy places the organism in Eukaryota, Metazoa, Arthropoda, Insecta, Diptera, Culicidae. Gene Ontology annotation, molecular function: guanyl-nucleotide exchange factor activity; translation elongation factor activity. The record is from RefSeq and is a predicted model, not a curated record. Gene Ontology annotation, biological process: translational elongation. The coding region runs from base 209 to 1558 and encodes 449 amino acids.